Pochonia chlamydosporia 170 is the source of this 1659-nucleotide messenger RNA. Its product is annotated as uridine permease Fui1. Gene Ontology annotation, biological process: nucleobase transport; transmembrane transport. Gene Ontology annotation, molecular function: nucleobase transmembrane transporter activity. The transcript is spliced from 3 exons. Lineage: Eukaryota; Fungi; Ascomycota; Sordariomycetes; Hypocreales; Clavicipitaceae. The record is from RefSeq and is a predicted model, not a curated record. The coding region runs from base 1 to 1659 and encodes 552 amino acids. Gene Ontology annotation, cellular component: plasma membrane.
AUGCCAGUUUCCCAAAGGUUGAAAGACUGGGGGGACAGGCUCGCAGUAGAGUCUGAAGAAGGGCUCACUCCCUCUCAGCUCAUGCUCAUAAAUCAUGACUUGAAACCCGUUGAAAAGGAAAGGCGGCAGUGGGGGCCGUGGAAUUUUGUGGGAUUUUGGAUCGCCGAUUCGUACAAUAUCAACACUUGGAUGAUUUCAUCGUCCAUGAUUAUUGGCGGCCUGUCUUGGUGGCAAGCCUGGAUAUGUGUUUGGGUAGGAUAUUCCAUCGCAGCGUGCUUCAUCGUUAUGAAUGGUCGCAUCGGUGCCAUGUACCACAUCGGUUUCCCGGUCGUGAAUCGAGCGUCCUUUGGCAUCUGGGGCGGCUUGUGGCCAGUCUUUAAUCGUGCUGCCAUGGCGUGCAUCUGGUAUGGCGUACAAGCAUACAUCGGAGGCAACUGCGUGUAUCUGAUGAUUCGAUCCAUCUGGAAAUCCUGGGAUCGUACCCAGAUGCCUGGCCCGUUCGAACCAGGAGUGUCGAGUACGCCCGACUUUGUGUCGUUUUUCAUUUUCUGGUUCUGCUCCCUACCUGCCAUUUGGUUCCCUGUUCACAAAAUCCGGCACUUGUUCACUGUCAAGGCGUAUUUUGUGCCACCAGCAGGCAUUGCAUUCUUGAUAUGGGCUCUUGUGCGUGCAGGCGGAGCUGGUCCCAUUAUCAAGAAGUCAAAUACAGUGCAUGGCAGUGAUCUUGCAUGGGAAAUGGUCAAGGGCAUCAUGUCGUCGAUUGCAAACUUUGCCACUCUUAUUAUCAAUGAUUCAGAUUUUACGAGAUUUGCUCGCAAGCCAAAGGAUGCCAUCUGGUCGCAGCUACUUGCAAUUCCUAUCGGGUUCGCCUUCACCUCAUUGAUUGGAAUUUUUGUAUCGUCAUCUUCCACGGUCAUUUACAACGAACCAAUAUGGAAUCCCCUCAGCUUAUUGGGCAAUUUUAUAGACGAUGGCGGCGCAGCGCAACGAUUUGGCGUCUUUGUCAUUUCCCUCGCCUUUGCCGUGGCCCAACUUGGUACCAAUAUUUCUGCCAACUCAAUAUCUGCAGGUACAGAUAUGACAGCCCUGCUUCCUCGAUAUAUUAAUAUUCGACGCGGUGGAUACAUUUGCGCUGCCGUUGGGUUAGCCAUGUGUCCUUACAACCUGUUGACCAGUGCCAACAACUUUACGACCUAUCUUUCAGCAUACAGCGUUUUCCUCAGCUCUAUUGCCGGCGUCAUGUCUACUGACUAUUAUCUCGUCCGGAAGGGCUACCUGAAUGUCAAGGAACUCUACGACGCACGCAAAACGGGACCUUAUUUUUACACGUUUGGUGUCAACUGGCGUGGCUACAUCGCAUAUAUUGCUGGCAUUCUCAUCAAUGUCGUCGGAUUCGCUGGCGCUGUAGGUCGACAAGUGCCCAAGGGGGCGACGUAUAUUUACAAUCUCAACUUUUUCUGCGGCUUCAUUGUGUCCUCCUUGACCUACUGGAUACUCUGCAAAAUUUCUCCGGUGCCAGAAACGAGUGAUACGUGGAUGGAGGUUGGGGAGGUGAUUGAUGACUUGCAUGUUGCAUAUGAUACUUCAAAAGAUGGAUACGAUGAGGAGAAAACGACCAUGGGCCAGAGGAUUGAUGGGGACCAAGCUCACCAUUUUUAG